Heteronotia binoei (common prickly gecko) is the source of this 1844-nucleotide messenger RNA. RefSeq names its product family with sequence similarity 227 member A (gene FAM227A). The transcript has 16 exons. The record is from RefSeq and is a predicted model, not a curated record. The coding region runs from base 93 to 1742 and encodes 549 amino acids. Lineage: Eukaryota; Metazoa; Chordata; Lepidosauria; Squamata; Gekkonidae.
GUGCUUCAAAACUGAGGACAACUGUUUGAAAAAGUUUAUCGUUUAGAUUCUGUGUCACCCCACUGGGCAUUAGAGAAACAUAAAGAAGAAAGAUGGAAUUUAUACCUACUAAUGCCUUUGUGAGCCCUUUAAAUGGAUUUUUGAUAUUACCAUCAGCAACUCAGAAAAAGAAAGGUGGCACCAUGCAUUCUAAAUUAGAUGACAAACCACGAAUGUAUGCUGUUGGAACAAUGCAGAAAGUCAACCAGAAAAUUGCAAAUUUCAGAGCAAGAUUGCAAAAAUUUGACAGUAGUGACCUGGUAAUUGAGGAUACAAGUGGGAAAAAACCUUCAGGACAAAAGAGACUGACAUCAAGGCAAAUUAGGGGAAAAGAGAAAGAGUGGAAGGCAAUAAUGAGUACAUGUGUUUCCGCUGAUACACGACAUCAGACCAAAACACCCCUGAAGAAGGUACCAACGGAAAAAGAUAAACUUGUAGAAUUAUAUCAAUAUCCAGGGUACAAUAAGCAGGAAGUGACGCCUCUGCCAAAUGGAAUGGACAUAGACGAAAUUGUGGAGAAAGUAAUUCAAGCCCAAGGAAAAACACCUAUUGGGAAGACAGCCUGGUCUCUGAAGAUGCUACGCGGUUUUCUCAAAGCUCCCUGCACCCAAGCUGUUUUACUGGAUAGUUUCUGGUGGUUUUUUCUACACCUGUAUCACCCAAAUCCAGAGGCUCAGGGAUAUUUGUUUGACCGCAUUGCAGAAAAUUAUUCCCGCAUUCUACUGGGCUGUCACAAGGUUUCCAACCAGGAAAACAUUCUAAAAUUUUUCCCAUCAUUGCUGAGUCAAACGGUGUAUACUUGCUUUUGCUCCUGUUUCACAAGGUCAUGGUUCAACACUCAGGAAUUCAAGGCCCAGCUCUGUGACGUCUUCUGCGAGUGGCUGGGAGGUACACUUCAUGCUCCAGGGGAUUACAAUCAAUGGGAUUAUUCCCAUCUAGAACCAGAGCGAUCCAGGAGAGAAGACAUGUUUUCAGGAAAGAGCAAAUUAGGGUCUGAUGAUGAAGAUCCCUUUGGUACUUCCACAACCUCUGGCAGUUCAAAAAAGUCUUCCAAGUCUUCUUCUCGAAUCCAAAAGAGACCUGAGCGUUUAAGAAAGACUGUUAGCAAGCCCACUCAAGGACUCCAGAAGCUUUCCUCCAAACUUAUAAAUCAACCUUCUUCCUCAAGAGAAAGUUCAUGUUCUCAUCUUCAGUCUGCAUUGCAUGAUGACCUGUUCAGGCAAAAGGAUUUAUGGAACAAACAAGGCACCCUAAAAAAGAGGCUAAAGAUUGCUUACCUUCCCAGAGAGUCACACCCAGCCUGUCAUGGUCCUGAGUUCACCUGGCAUCUCUUGAAUAUCAAUGGGCGCAGCCCACUAAUUCAGCACUUCCUUCAGAAUCACAACCGUGAACCAAAGGCAGGAUGUGACGUUUUUAUGUCUCGGAGGGAGAUUUGCAAGCCUAUGCCCGCUUCUGCUGAGACAUAUGCAGAUGUGAUCAAACAAAGUUUCAGCAUCCUCUACCAGAGCCGCAAAGCUUAUAGAAAGGCAUUUUUGAGACACUGGAGAGAAAUGAAGAAUUUUGACCAGCAAUGCAAAGAGAACCAAGAGCUUUUCAGACAAGAGGAACAAGAAGAGAUUAAGAAAAAAAAUGCAGAAAAGAAGAAAGAGUUGCUUUCUCUUCGCCCAGAUGCACUGGACACUUCACACAAGAUUUCAAACUAGAUACCAAAAACCUGCAUCUAGGAACCUGAUUUGAGUCCAUUGUAACAAUUCAGAGAACUUAUAGUUGAAUGGAGAUAAAAAUACACUUUUCAGAUGAAAUAC